This is a messenger RNA of Populus trichocarpa (black cottonwood), 2101 nucleotides long. RefSeq lists its product as uncharacterized. Gene Ontology annotation, cellular component: cytoplasm; Cul4-RING E3 ubiquitin ligase complex. Gene Ontology annotation, molecular function: protein binding. Lineage: Eukaryota; Viridiplantae; Streptophyta; Magnoliopsida; Malpighiales; Salicaceae. The record is from RefSeq and is a predicted model, not a curated record. Bases 186 to 1472 code for a protein of 428 amino acids. The transcript has 5 exons.
UAAUUGAAACUUACAGUAAACAACAACAACAACAAUAAUAAAAAACACUAUCAAGCAUGUAGGAAAAUAAAAAUAACGAUGGAAACCGCUCUCUUCUUCAAUAGAAAGCCAGAACUUGCAGGAUUCUACUCGACUCAACCCGUUCCGAUUCACCGAGUCAUCAACUCACCUAUCAUACCCAGAAGAUGAAAAAAAGAAGCAGCGCGGACAUCGAUCAAGCAGUAGUUAAUGUUUGGAAACGCGAACUCGGCCAACUCUCCACUCGCAAUUUCGCUCACCGCUUCGCCGCUUCCGAGGAUCUUGUGUCGAGGCUUGAAAUUCACAAGAAGUUAGAGAAGCACGAUGGAUGUGUAAACACGCUGAGUUUCAAUGCAGGUGGUGACAUUUUGGUGUCGGGCUCAGAUGACCUGCGGGUGAUUUUAUGGGAUUGGGAAACUGGGCGUGAUAAGCUUUCCUUUCGUUCGGGUCAUGAUAAUAACGUGUUUCAAGCCAACUUCAUGCCCUUUUCUGACGAUCGAACUAUUAUUACUUGUGCUGCUGAUGGCGAGAUUCGGCAAGCUCAAAUUCUGGAAGGGGGGGAAGUGAAGACUAUAUUGCUAGGAAAACAUGAGGAAUCACAAGUUCAUAAGUUGGCUAUUGAGCCUGGGAGUCCUCAUAUAUUCUAUUCUUGUGGCGAGGAUGGAGUGGUUCAACAUUUUGAUUUGAGAACCAGAUCUGCCACAGAACUUUUUACUUGCCUUUGUGUUGAUGAUUUGAAGGGGUAUCGUCCAUAUGUCCCUCUAAAUGCUAUUGCUAUUGAUCCAAGGAACCCAAAUCUCUUUGCAGUUGGGGGAAUGGAUAAGUUUGCUCAACUUUAUGACAUCCGCAAGUACAAGUGGGAUGGGUCAAGUGAUUUUGGUCAACCUGCAUGUUAUUUCUGUCCUCAGCAUUUGAUUGGUAAUGAAGAUACUGGAAUCACAGGCUUGUCAUUCUCAGAUCAGAGUGAGCUUCUAGUCUCAUAUGGUGACGAGUUCAUCUAUCUUUUUACACAAAGCAUGGGUUUGAGAAAUCCUCCAUUUCCAUCCUCUUCAUUUAUGGUUUCAAUGGGCAGUGAUACAAGCAAAGUAGAACCUGGAUCUAUAGCUUCUUCAUCAUCUAUGGAUCUGGAUGGGAAAAAUGCCCCCCAAGUUUAUAUGGGCCACAGAAAUUGUGAGACUGUGAAGGGUGUGAGCUUUUUUGGGCCAAGAUGCGAGUAUGUUUCUAGCGGGUCUGACUGUGGUCGGAUUUUUAUUUGGAAGAAAAGGGGUGGAGAGCUUAUUCGUGUUAUAGAAGCGGAUAAGGAUGUGGUAAAUUGUACUGAGCCCCAUCCCCAUACCAUGGCACUUGCUAGCAGUGGAAUCGAGUAUGAUAUAAAAAUAUGGACCCCAAAAGCUAUUGAGAGAGCUACUCUGCCAACAAACAUUGGACAGAUUGCUACAAUAUCCAUGCUAUAGACUAUAUGGGCAGCAGGGCAUCUAAUUUCUCAGCUGUUACUUGUUUUCGAAAGCUUCUGAUGGCCAAUCGCAUUGAUUGGUUUGGCAUGAGUGACAACAACGACGACGAUGAUGGUGACAGUGAUGACAGUGAUAUUGAUGAUGACUUUUACGAUGAUUAUAGUGACAACGGUGGCGUUUGUGAUGAGGAUGAUGAUAAAUUUCUUGGCAGUUAUGAUGAAUGUUGAUUCUGAUUUAAACUUUAUGUGUUGAGCUGAAACCAAAGGCUAGGGGAUGGUUGGACCGCUUGGCUUCACCUGAUUUCCUGAUCCUGCAAUAAUUUUCACUUCAAAGACAGGUAGGGAACUUACAGAGCUCAUGCUAUCGUUUGAUGUCAAAAGUGACAGUGACGUUUCUUAAGAUGACGGGGAAAAUAUUGCAAUUCACGAUAAUUGCAAUUCAUGACGACGGGUUGGGUUAGGAGAUGCAUUGUUACCUCCCGGCCUAUUGAAAAGUGGUAAGAGUAAAUGUACAUAGUAUAGGGUUUUAGCUUUAACUAUUUUGAGCUGUCUUGCAAAUUUCCAUGUCUAACCAGCUAUAUUAUUCUGUAUUUAAAUUGUUUUUCGUUCAUUAAUAGUUACUUCCUCCUC